CUGAGUAACCGUCGUGGAAGUCCGUUUAGACUUUACACUUUGCGCUACUUUCAUUCACAUUCAGCCACUAUUAGUACACCAACCCCCCCCUGUAAUUCACUUGUUACAGUAACUCAUGGUUUCAACACCUCCCGAUAUAUCACGUAUAACAGGGAAUGCACCUGACCAUGUCAAAUCUUUCUUAGCGGACCCCACAACGUUGGAGGAUGUUUCCGGUUUGAGCCGGACUGUACGAGGAUUCGGGUAUGAUAUAAUUGCGAGGAUGGAGGUUACGGAGGUGUCGGUGAGUAAAAAGAUGGAUGAGCCGCUAAAAGAAGAAGGAAGGGUUGUAGUGAAAAUGAAAAUCGAGCAAGAUAUGGUACACGGAGGACUGCACAUGCAUGGAGGUUGUUCGGCAUUCAUAAUCGACACAUGCACCACUUUGGCAAUGGCGGCUCUUACAUUAGGGACCGUCGGGAAGAAGUUAUCGAAUGUUUCUCUGGCACUGAACAUCUUAUAUCAUGCACCAGCAGCACUGGGGGAGGAACUGCGAAUUGUGAGCACCACUUUGACGGUUGGUGGGAGGGCGUUUUCUGCCCGGACUGAAAUGUGGAGUGAUACACACAACAGACUCGUAGCCUCAGGUGUACAUGUCAAGUUAUCGCCUUCCACAGGGAGGACACCUAAACUUUGAUACAGUAACACAAUCUUGAAUGACGAUAUUCGUUCAGGAUCGAUCUUGUAGGGAACCUUUAAGUCAUCCAAUACAUUUACAAACAUGAAAGUCGAGACCGAAGGGAAGAGAAGGGAAGCCUCUCAAC
Marasmius oreades (fairy-ring Marasmius) is the source of this 800-nucleotide messenger RNA. RefSeq lists its product as uncharacterized. The record is from RefSeq and is a predicted model, not a curated record. Bases 116 to 673 code for a protein of 185 amino acids. Gene Ontology annotation, molecular function: fatty acyl-CoA hydrolase activity. Lineage: Eukaryota; Fungi; Basidiomycota; Agaricomycetes; Agaricales; Marasmiaceae. The transcript is spliced from 5 exons.